AUGAACCUGAGAAUUGUCUUCAUUCCUUGUAUUAUAAGCUUUGCAUUUUCUCAGUGCUGUCUAGAAUGCAAUGGCUGUACAAAUCCUUGUUCCUCUUGCAACACUGGAUUUUAUUUAAUUGGAAGUCUAUUAUGUGUAGAUGCAUGCCCUUCAAACUCUAAUGCAAUUAUGCUACCUGGGAGUGUAUUUGGAUGCACCGCCCCUUCUGGAAUACUAUUUUCUAUUGAUUUUUCAUCUCAGCAAGACCUCACUGCUCACAAUAUCGGGGAAUUUAUGACACCAUCCUCAAUAGCAUUUAACUCAUUAACCAAGGUUACUCCUUUACCAACUUUAGAUCGAGGAUUUUAUUUUGAAGGAUCAUCAGGCUUGAUAGAUACUUACAAUUGAAUCCCGUCCUACCUAUUUUCGCUCAAUGUAUGAAUUCUUCCUAUUUCCCCUGGUGUUAUUUUAAGUGUUGGGAUUGGUGGAACUGAGUAUAUCAGAUGUGAAACGGUUGGGUCAAGCUAUAAAAUCACAUCAUUGUUUAAAAGUCAAAUAUCAUCACCAUAUACUGAAAGCUUACAAAUAAGCGGACUAUUAAUUCAAUGGCAAGCAGUAACCCUUCAAAUUGAGCAGACUGAUUAUCGUACAAUAAAUCUAAAUAUUAUUAUUGGCGGAUCCAGCAAUACGAAAACGAUAUUCAGUUUUCUGUUUUGUGCCAAAAUAUCUUAGGGCAUCUAGCUCCAUAUAAAACUGAAUAUUCAUAUUGAUUUUUCAAUACAUAUUACUGUAAAAUAGCAUAUCAAAUUUAGAGGCAAAUUAUCCAAAUUUAGCUUAUAAAUGAAUUAUUGGUAAAAGCAGCUUUGGAAAUUCCUUUCAAGGAUUUCUUUAUUCUCUAGUUGUUCGGAGUGAGAUAUUGGGCACAUCAAUAACAAAAAAUCUACCAAACUGUUUAAAUAAUUAUUAUUGAGAUGGCCAAUCAUGCAAUCAUUGCUCAGGAAGUUGUGGUGUGUGGCCUUGGUGUGUUAGAGGAACAGAUUGUUCUUAUUGUGCUAGUCCUAACUGCUCUAUAUGCUCUGGCUAUCUUAGCUCAAUGUGCACUAGCUGUGCAAAUAAUGAAAGUCCACCAAGUUGUUGUGAUGCUUCAUGUGCUACUUGUUCAGGGCUAGGAUACUAUUCAUGCUCUUCAUGCUACUCUGGAACAUUUUUAUUACCUCAUUCUAAAAAAACUAAAAGGUGUUAAAAUUUUAAUCGAAAUAAAAAAUCAAUUCAAUUAAAUUAUUUUAAAAAAUUAAUAAUAUUUAUUGGGAAGUAAGAGGAAUAUGCAUUCCAUCAUGCCCAUCAGAGUAUACAGAAGAUAGCACUUUGAAUCAAUGUGUUGUAAUAUCAAAUUUAAUACUCUCUGUAUCCUUAAAUGACCAAAUUGUAUUGGAUGAGAUCAAUGGAAUUGAUAUCGGUAGCAAUAAUACAAAUAAGUAUCCAGAAUUUGACAUAAAUGAUCCCAUACCUGCUUACUUAAGAGGAUACUAUUUUUCAUCCAACUCUCUCAUGUAUUCAGAAGGAAAAUAUCUCUCCCCAUGGUUUUCUCUUAAUUUUUGGCUUUAUCUCAUGACAAGUGGUAGUCUUUUCAGCAAAUUUUCAACUACAGAUUUAGCUAAAAUAUCAUUUGUCUCAGGUUCAGCAUCUGUUAAGCUCACUUUAUCUGAUUCUUCAAUAAUAUCAUUUACUGGAUCGACUUCUCUUUUAAGCUCUUGGCAUUAUUUAUCAGUAACAGGGACUGUUAUUUCAGGCGAAACAGUGCUAUCUCUUUAUAUUGACAACUCUCUUGACACUUUAAAAAGUUCUAUUAGUCUUGCUUAUUUAUAUGAUAUAGCUUACACUCCGUUUUAGAUCGGCGUUGAGUACCCUCUCCUCAUGCCACCUACCCCCUAACGGUCCCAAAUAUUUUAACAUGUUGAAUAUUAAUUUGUCAAGCUAAAAUAUUUGAGGGGGGCUUGUCUAAUAAAAUUUAAACAUAUAAAAUUUUCAAGAACGUCAGAGGGUGGGUGACAUAGGGAGGGGGCACUUAAUGGUGAGCAACCACAAGAAGAAAAAUUGAUAUUACCCUACCCUAAAUUAGCAUUUCCCACACACAAGAAUCCACACCUCCUCGUCCCAUUUCUCAGCAUUCCCAGUCCCAAACAACUCAGAGCCAAUUUCCCACAAAAUCAGAGCCAAUUUCCCACACAACUCAGAGCCAAUUUCCCACACAACUCAGAGCCAAACAACUCUGAGCCCCGAGCAACCAUAAGGGGUGUGCUAUAUAGGGGAAAUGACUAUUGGUGGGACUUCUAGCAGCUUUGAAGGCUAUUUAUGAAGUUUCGAACUGUAUAAUGAUGAAACUAAAUGAUCUGCAAGCUGAAAUACUGCAGGAUGUGGAUCUGGAUGCUCAGUUUGUCCAAUUGGACUUUCAUGCCCAACUUGCCAAUUCUCAGAAUACCUGGAUUCUACUUCUUCCUGCUCAAACUGUUUAGCUUCUUGCACUGAGGGAUGUAGAAAUUCAGAUAUAUGCGACCUUUGCAAAUCAUAUGCAUGUGCUGAAUGCACAUCAUUCUCUGGAAGCUGCUUAUCCUGCAUAGAUAAUGCAUCGCUAGAUGGAUCUGGCGGGUGUAAAUGCAAUUGAAGUUUUUAUUGAAAAUCUUCAAUUUCAGACUGCUUUUUAUGUGAUAUGAAAUGCAAAACUUGUCUAGAAGUGGGGCAUAAUUAAAAUAUGGCGUCUCAACUUGGGUCUCGAGCCCUAUUUUAAUUAUAUCCGGCAAAGUUUUGCCAUUCAGAGAUGAACGGCAAUCCUAGAUAAGCAACUCUAUGGCGUACAAAGCCUAGCCCUAGUCUAUUCUCAGGGGUGGAUUUUACCUAAUGGGAAGGAAGGCACAAUGGUUGGAAAGAGAAAGCACUGCAACUUCGUAAAGAUCAAUCGGGCAACUCCUUAGCGUGAAACCAAGAGUUAAGCCUCGGGCCUUGUGAUUUUCCUUUUUGCCGUGAUUCGGCCAGAAAAUCCAUUUUUUGGAUUUUCCUAGCAGGCAACCCAUGUCACACGUAUAUCGCCAUCUUGGCCGGCAACUGCGCGGAGUCACAACCUAGUGUAACAAAGCAGAUCAGCCCAGCGGCCUGUGGGCCCGGUGUGGUGAAGAUGCAGUGGGAAGCUCUGGGUUUAGGCAACUCCAUAAAGGGCGUUAAACUUAUAAAUUCUAAUGUAAUGUCUAGAAACGGGACUAUUUGAGUGCUCUAUAUGCCGCUCAGGAAAGUUUCGCAUUGAUCUGGUGUGUAUAAAUGAAUGCCCAUAUGGCUUUGAUUCUAAUUGUAAUCAGGUAACAACUCCUGUUGUAGAUCAAAAAUUUGACAUUAGUUUUAAUAGCAGCUAUGGAAUUUUCACAGUAAAUUUAGAUGCAAAUAGGCUUGCUUUUUUUGAUGCUUUGGAUCCCUCUGAUCCUGUGCCUCCGUCUCAGAGAGGGGUGUUUUUAUCCGAACUGAUGUAUUUGGAGUCUUCAAAUCUAUAUUUAUCACAUAGCUGUUCUAUGGGAUUUUGGACUAAUAUAAUGGUUGAUGGAGAUUUAAUACACUAUGCUGGCGCUGAAUCUGCAUUUACAGUCACUCAAAGUAGUCCUCCAAGCUAUUCUUUGCAAUAUUAUCUUGUUGAUAGAAAUAUAUCUAACGGUGAAUAUCAGGUAUCAACAACUGUUAAUUCAGGCUGAAAUUAUAUUUCCUUUACAUUUCAAUAUCUUAAUUCAGGGACUCAAGUUACUAUUUUUCUUAAUGGAAAUGCGAUGGGAGCCCAAUAUACAUCUGAUCGGAUCUUUCGUCCAAGAUCAUCUGCAAAAAUGCAGCUAGGAUAUAGCUCAAUAUGAAUGGUUGGAUAUUUUUACAGUAUUCAGAUAUGAAAUGUUGCAAUAUUUGAUUUUUCUCAUUAUAUAAAUGAUGAUUCUUGUGGUACUGGAAAUGGAGUUAACUGUCUUUACCCAUAUGAUAAAGUAUUUUAUAAUGAUACAACUAACUGUGGCUUAUGCACAAAUGAUGUAAAUUUGGGAUGCUCAAGAGGAAUUAAAUGCAAUCAGUGCUAUAGCAAUCUUUGUGCAUCAUGCACAGGAUAUGGACCUAACUUGUGUACUGCCUGCUGUGCACAUGCUUCAGGGUUUCCAGGAGACUGCUUUUGUGAUGAUGGAUAUAGACCCAUUCAUGUAUAUGAAUGUAAAUUAUGCCCAACAGGAUGCACUGUAUGUGGUAGCGAUCUGUUUAGCAGCUGCUCAGAAUGUUUUCCUAAUUUUUAUUUACUAUUUGGAGUUUGCAACGCAAACUGCCCAACCGGAUACAUUAUAAAUACCGUUAACAAUACAUGUGACAUUAGCUCAAUUUUAGCCUUCUCUAUUGAUUUUCAAGACUUUAUUCUUUUGGAUACAAUUGGUUCAUUGAAUAUUGGGAAUGAUCCAACCAAUAAAUACCCAAAUUAUGAUGCCAAUGAUCCAUGACCAGCAGAUAAUAGAGGCUAUUAUUUUUUAGGCUCAAGCGUUGCAUAUACAAGUUUUAUGUUUGGACCAACUUUUACUAUAACAAUGUGAAUUAAGCCUCUGCAGACUGGGGUGGUUUUGCAGAAAUGGACUUCAUCAUCUAAAGUGCUAGUUUAUAUUGACUCAGGCGGCGCUGCCACAUUAACUAUCACAUUUGGCAGCGGCUCUCUUUCAGCGUCAUCAGUUUCAAGCCUCUUUAACAAUUGGUGCUAUUUCUCUGCUACAAGUUUUUUUAAUAGUACUGAUGCUACAACAGAUUUAAAUAUAUACCUAAAUGGUCUACUAAAACAAACAAAAUCUUCAGGAGCAAACUGAAUUGGAGAUUUACCUUCAGGAUUUCUGUAUAUAGGAGCUGAUUAUACCAAAAGUAAUGGCUUUGUUGGGUUUUUAACAAGAGUCAAUAUUUAUAAUGAUGAUGCACAUUCAGACUCUGAUUUUGUGACAGCUUGUAAUGGAACUUGUGCAGCAUGCCCAGUAUCAUUGAAUUGUUUUAGUGACUGUGCUUUAAAUAAAUACCCUGACACGUGCGGAUCUUGUGCAGGAUCAUGCAAUAAAGGAUGUGUAAGAGACUUGACAUGCAGACUAUGCAAACAGCGAGAGUGUUUAGAAUGUGAAUCGUUUUCUGGGAACUGCACAAGCUGCAUUCCUAAUGCUUCUUUAGACUCAGGAUCAUGUUUUUGUGAUCAAAAUGCUUUUUAUGAUUCGCUAAGCCAAAAAUGCCUUAUUUGUGAUUAUUUGUGUGAUAUCUGCUUAACUGAUGCUUUUUUUGAAUGCAGUAGCUGCACGGCAGGUACAACCCAGAUAAAUAAUACGUGUUUGCAUGACUGUCCUUACGGAUUUGAGCUCCCUGGAUGCAUCCCUACUAAUAAUAUAAUAAUUGAUGAGCUUUUUUAUGGAACAUUCCAAGGAAGCUAUGGAAUUUUGACUACAGGUAUAGACCCUUUAAAAUAUUAUUUUUGAAAUAAUUCAGAAUCUGUUGACCCAAUUCCUGCAGUUAAUAGAGGUCUUUAUUUUACAAAUGGUAUGUAUUUAGAGACGAAUACUAGUAUUUAUCUUUUUCAUAGUUUUUCAUUAGGAAUCUGGAUAUAUAGUGUAACUUAUGGGGAUGUUCUGUAUAAGCAAGACAGGCUUGUUUUGAAAUCUAAUGGGCAAUUGCAGAUAGUACUAGAGGAUCCUUCUCAAACAGCAAAUACUAUGACAACCUCAGCUCUUUCAAUGAGUGGCUGGAAUUAUUUAUCAAUCUCAAUUAACUACACAAGCUCUUCCACCUCUGUUACAGUCUACCUUAAUAAUAUAGUAAAAUCAUCAAUCAUAUACACAGCUUAUUUAUUCAGAGAUGCAGUAUAUCAUACAAUGAUUAUUGGAAAAAGCACUUCCCUAUUAUUUUCAGGGUUUAUCUAUGAAUUUACACUGUGAAAUUAUGCAGUUGCAGACUUUUCAGCAAAAACCAAUAAUUUAUGUGGAAUAAAUAAAGGCUCAUCUUGUCUCUGAAGCUGUAAUUUUAAUCAAUAUCACGAUUCUUUAUCAGGCUGCAAUUCAUGCAAUUCUUGUACAGAAGGUUGCAGGAAUUCUGAAAAUUGCAACGUAUGCUACGACUCUUUAUGCGAAAUUUGUUCUGAUUUUAACGAAGGCUCAUGUGUUAAAUGCAUCUCCAAUUCCAAUCUUAUAUCAGGUGGAUGCUUUUGUGACCCAAGCUGCUACUGAGACACAAUUGACCAAACGUGCUCUAUUUGUUAUUAUAAAUGCUCAUCUUGCACAUCUAAUAAAGAAUACGACUGCACUUCAUGCAAAACAGGCUACGUAUUACUUGAAGGAGUUUGCACAACUUUUUGUCCGCUUGGCUAUGCUAAUAGUGCAGGUAUCUGUACUUUAUAUAAUGAUUUUAUAUUUAAUUUGAAUUUUAAUACCCUCUCAGGGAUUAUUCAUGACGCACAAAGCUAUAUUCCAGUGAUGACUGGCAACUCAUCAGAUUUUUAUCCUAAUUAUGAUAUAGAUGACCCUAUAGCAGCCUAUUUAAGAGGAUUCUAUUUUAAUGGAGUAAGCAGUGUUAUGCAUCUUCCUAUACAUAAGAAUUACAGCUCUCCAAAGCUUACUUUAUCUCCAUCAUUUACUAUUUCUCUGUGGGUAAAUCCUGAAAACUCAAACAGUUGCUUAUUUUAUAAAUCUCGAAGCACCAUCGUCAAUUCUCAAAUGGUCUAUGUAAGCCUUGUAAAUUAUUACCCAUCUCUUUUGCUGAAUCUCAAAGGAAGUCUUAUUUCUCAUAAGUGUGAGAACAUUAUAUCAGCUUCUGAGUGGAAUCAUAUAUCUUUUACAAUAGAUUUUGAUUCAUCAAGAAGUACAGUAAUUACAUGCUUUAUUAAUACAAUUUCUUCUACAAAUCCAGCUAUUUCUACUUCUAAUUAUUAUCUGGAUGAUAUAAAUAGCGUUUCUGUCAAAAUUGGAGCUUUUCAGCAGGCCGCAGAUACUUAUAUAAAUUAUUUUAAAGGCUUUUUGUUUAAGCUAUCAAUAUAUAACUCAGUUAAACCAAUAUCAAGAUUAGCCCUGGAUUCUGCAUUAUGCAAUGAAAAUUGCAAUUCUUGUCCUGUCACAAAGACCUGUAUCCCAAAUUGUAAAAUUUCAGAAUACUGAAUAGGCCCUUCUUAUUCUAAUUGCUCCAACUGUAGCUCAAACUGUACUUUUGGCUGCAAAGAUUCUAGCCAAUCUUGCUCUCUGUGCUAUAAUAAAAUAUGUCAACUAUGCUUGGAUUAUACAGAAAAUGGGUGCAGCAAAUGCAAGCCAAAUGCCAGUAAUGAAACUUCUUGUGACUGUGACUCUCCUUAUUCAUGAAACCCAUAUUAUGACAGCUGUGAAGUAAUUUCAGAUGGCCAAUACUGAGGAGAUGACGGAUUGGCCCAUUCUUGUACUCAAAAAUGCCAAAAAUGCACAAAUGAAACUGCUUGUGUCAAAUGCUUAAAUAAUACUGAAAUUAUAAAUGGCGAGUGUGUUUGCCUGCACGGAUAUAAUGGAACAAAUACUUGUGAACUACUUACGUUUCAAGCUUCACUGAAAGUGGAUGUGGAUAAUUCUUUAUAUCUAACUUUUACUGAAGAGCUAAAAUUUCAAUUAAGCUAUGGGGAUUUCAUAAUUAAUGUAGAAGGAAAAACAAAUUGCAAAUGAUAUUUUGAGAUUCAAGGGCCUAGUAAAUAUUUUAUUUCAAUAGAUUUCAGUUCUAGUGUUUCUGCUGGAACUAAAGUUAUAUUAACAUUUACAAAUAGCUCAAAUAUUUUUUCAAUAUAUGAUGCUGUCCUUGAAAAUAUCUCUUUAGAAGGCUCGCUUUAUAAAUACGAAUACACUUCUCCUUAUAUAGAAACUAUUGCACAGCAAGCCACUGCAGGGUCUCAAAUUGCAGUAGCCACGUCUUUAAUUUCUUCUUUUGUAACUCCAAAUCCUUCAUCUCUGUGAAGUAUGACCAAUGUUAUAGAAGUUUUAUCUUUCAUUACCUUAUCUGGCAUUCCGUUAUCAGCGUCAGUUUAUACUUUUUUGAAUAAUUUGAAUAGCUUUAAUAUAAUGCCAAAUAUUUUUGAAAAAUAUGUGGAUUCAAGUAAUGGAGAAAAACCAUACAAGCAGGCUUAUGAUUAUGGCUAUGAAACAAACUUGUUUCUUUUAAACUGUGGCAGUAUACUAACAAGCUUGUGCAUAAUUGUUAUAUGCUUUCCGAUAGUCGCAUUUUUAUCUAAAUUCUCUCAUUGUUAGAGGCCAAAGUUAUCUUGCUCUCGAAGAAAAGGGGUUAAUUAUUUUUAUUAAUAUUUUUAUAUAUAAAAAAAAUUUUCUAUUAUAAAAAUCUCAAUUUUUAAAAUUUAAAUUUAAUUUAUAAAAAAGUAAACUGUCAAAAUUUUAAUAGAAUCAUGAGAUUUUUAAUAAUUAUCAUUAAUAUAAUUUUAUAUUAAAAAAAAUUUGCUCAAAAAAGAUUAAUUUUCCCAAAAAUAAGGAUUUUUCUCGUGGCUUUGAUUGCUCAAAAGGAGUGUAAGUGUACGUAUAGGUGGAUAGGGAAAAAGUUCACUGAACAAUUGCGGGAAUAUAAAUUCUCUGUUUUUAUUAGAUUUUGGCUAGAAAGUUAUAUAGAGAUUGGAGCUGCAGCUUUGAUUGGACUUUUAAAUGUAAUUAUCAUAUAGUUCCCUGUAAAUAAUGGUACAGAAAUAUUUAAUAUUAUUAUUUGCUUGCUCUUUGAAGUAACUCUUACUUAGAUUCUUAUUGCAAUAACUCCAAUUGCCAUGCACUAUUUUCUAUUAAAAAAUCGGAAAAAAAUCAUGAGCAAAAACAAAAAAUUAUUGAAAAAGUGGGAUUCGCUAUUCUAUGAGUUUAAUAUCGAUAAAAAUGUUAUGAGCAGCCAGUAUUAUUUGCUUUUUAUAUGAAGAAGGCUGAUAUAUAUAAUGUCGCUAAUUUUGCUUAGAAAUUACCCAGGCGCUCAAGCAGUCAUAAUUGUUGCUUUAUCUGCGAUAUUUACUUUGUAUAUUGUAAUUUAUAAACCACAUAAAGAUUCAGUGCUUAGAAUUUCUAAUAUUUAUUCAGAAGCCACUGUUUUGCUUGUGGUCAUUCAAAUUUCUCUUUUUGUAUUUGACCUAAGUAGUGGCUUGCAAAGCUUUCUUGAUGAAUCUAUCAUAAUAUGUGUUGGAAGCAUUGUAAUUUCGCAGAUGAUUACUUCUAUCGUAAUAUUUUCCAGAACUAUAUAUACAGUAUUAAAACCUAAAAUUGAUGAUUUACUAAAGAAAAGGUCUCUAUCCAAAAAAAGAAUUGUUCCUAAAAACGACACAGAGAAUAGUCUGGAUGUUGAAGAUAUAAAUUAA
Blepharisma stoltei is the source of this 9343-nucleotide messenger RNA. NCBI's taxonomy places the organism in Eukaryota, Ciliophora, Heterotrichea, Heterotrichida, Blepharismidae. The record is from the annotation of a GenBank genome assembly.